UGUUUUCGACUCUACUGAUUGUAAAUUUGCAAGGUUGUGAUUUUCUUAAGUCUUAAAGCCGCCCCCAAUGUGUAUAAAAAUCCUAAACAGGAAUGUUGUCAUGCCUAUCGCUGUUGCACUGAUACUGACACAAGUGAGUGGGCGGGCAUAGCCCAGGUGAGCGAUUCCGAGAAAUCGGCACGCUAUGCAAUGCACACCACUAUCAAGUGAUCGGUGAUCACAUGCCGAGGGUAAUUUCUAUCCAACGGUUCUUCCUGGUUAACUCCAGUUACAGCCAUGCCUGUAUAUGGACGAUACCUCUAUGUUCUCCUAGGAAUAUACCCGGGGAAUUUCUGCAUCAAAUUGUGCUUACGUGUGCGAAUCUAGCCCCCUGACAUGGCGACGUUUGUCGAUACCGAGGAGAGGGAGAAGGCUCGACUACGUAAGGCGGAAGUAGACGGACUCUCCCAGCAGACCAUGACGCCAGUCAUCAAGGAGUGUCUCCGCCUGAAGAUACUCAGUGACAGACACUCACACGGCUUACCCGAAUAUCAGGCACUGUUUGCUGAACCCGUGAGACACGAGUUACGCGACGACGAGAAGAUGAGACUGGAACGUCGGAGGCAACAGAACAAGGAGGCGGCCAGGCGAUGUCGUGAGAAGAAGAGAGCACAGAGGACCGCCAUAGAGAAUGUAUACGAUGAGGAAGUGCGGUUGAAGACAGGCUUGGAUACGGAGAUAAGACGCCUUCAGCAGCAACUGAAUAACAUGCAGAUUUUCCUUAAUAACCACCUGAAAUCCGGUUCUUGUCUCAUCAGCCACGUGUCUGACCCCAACGCGGACUAUUCGCCUGACCUUUGUCACGCGCUAUCUGUAUUUAACUGUCAGCGUCAGUUGGGGAACUUACAUCCACUCGAGACUCAUCAACUUGACAAUAGAGAACAAAAUCAGGAAAUACGCCAAGAACACGAAGCGAUGACUUCCAACAUGGCUGCGCAAAUCAUUGAAGGUCAAGGACAAACCUUUGAAAUUCAUCAAGGUCACUCGAGGAUUGUUUCAGACAAGGAACGCCAUUACAAGAACGGGCAAACAUUGAUCAUGGUCCACGAGGGUGAGACGACCACCUGGUCCGAUACCCAGCAUCACAACGGGGAACCGUUACAAGGCCACGUGACAGCCAGCUCCACCAACGUCCUCCAGUUCCCCGGGGGUCAGGCACCGGACAGUGCAAUGCUCGACGUUACGUCGUGUCCCACAGCUGACAGACACUUCCACAAAGGCGUCAGUCAAGAGUUGGCGUGGACGUUUCAAACUCCAAACGACUUACGUAUUUCCCCAGAGACUCUGAACGGGAACCUUCAGGGGAGGCCCGGUACUUGUCACAACCAGGGACUAAUGGCGGAGAGUGCAUAUUCCUUUCUGACAUUCCAUGGAUACCUUGACAGUGAUCAGCUUCAUCUUGACACAUCCCCUCGGAGUGAUGCAGCUAUGACCCCAAGGUUAGAGAGUGAUGACACUAAUGCUGAGGCUGCAGGGCAUCAUUCCGAUCACACAGAGGACAUCGCACAAAGGGAUGUACUUAAAGAGGGUCUUGACAAUUUGAUACUCGUGGAGUUAAAUGUAAUACCAGAUGAACUGAAUGGGAUGUACACAGCUGCAGGCACUGGAACACAUUUGACGACCUGCUGACAACAGUGUGAGUAGGGAUGGGAUGGGAUGUACACAACUGCAGUCACUGGAACACAUGUGGCUUCCUGCUGACAACAGUGUGAGUAGGGAUGGAAUGGGAUGUACACAACUGCAGUCACUGGAACAUAUGUGACUUCCUGCUGACAACAGUGUGAGUAGGGAUGGGAUGGGAUGUACACAGCUGCAGGCACUGGAACACAUUUGACGACCUGCUGACAACAGUGUGAGUAGGGAUGGGAUGGGAUGUACACAACUGCAGUCACUGGAACACAUGUGGCUUCCUGCUGACAACAGUGUGAGUAGGGAUGGAAUGGGAUGUACACAACUGCAGUCACUGGAACAUAUGUGACUUCCUGCUGACAACAGUGUGAGUAGGGAUGGGAUGGGAUGUACACAGCUGCAGGCACUGGAACACAUUUGACGACCUGCUGACAACAGUGUGAGUAGGGAUGGGAUGGGAUGUACACAACUGCAGUCACUGGAACACAUGUGGCUUCCUGCUGACAACAGUGUGAGUAGGGAUGGAAUGGGAUGUACACAACUGCAGUCACUGGAACAUAUGUGACUUCCUGCUGACAACAGUGUGAGUAGGGAUGGGAUGGGAUGUACACAACUGCAGUCACUGGAACACAUCUGACGUCCUGCUGACAACAGUGAGAGUAGGGAUGGAAUGGGAUGUACACAACUGCAGGCACUGGAACACAUGUGACUUCCUGCUGACAACAGAGUGAGUAGGGAUGGGAUGGGAUGUACACAACUGUAGUCACUGGAACACAUCUGACGUCCUGCUGACAACACUGUGAGUAGGGAUGGGAUGGGAUGUCCACAACUGCAGGCACUGGAACACAUGUGACUUCCUGCUGACAACAGAGUGAGUAGGGAUGGGAUGGAAUGUACACAACUGUAGUCACUGGAACACAUCUGACGUCCUGCUGACAACAGUGAGAGUAGGGAUGGAAUGGGAUGUACACAACUGCAGGCACUGGAACACAUGUGACUUCCUGCUGACAACAGAGUGAGUAGGGAUGGGAUGGGAUGUACACAACUGUAGUCACUGGAACACAUCUGACGUCCUGCUGACAACACUGUGAGUAGGGAUGGGAUGGGAUGUCCACAACUGCAGGCACUGGAACACAUGUGACUUCCUGCUGACAACAGAGUGAGUAGGGAUGGGAUGGAAUGUACACAACUGUAGUCACUGGAACACAUCUGACGUCCUGCUGACAACAGUGUGAGUAGGAAGAAAGUUAACCAGUGUAGUCGGAACUCAGUAUAUAGAGUUGCGUCCCUUUUUCGUGCCAGGAUUCGACAACAUUACGCUGUGAUAUAACUGAACUACUAUACCAGACAGUGUUAAAGCAAGCUUAUACACAUUAUAAAUGUGACAUCAACGUGUGGAGUGGUUACCAUAUAGCAUUAAGACAACUGAUGUUAUCAAUCUUAGUGACAAGGUUAGAUUUUGUAAGCGGACGGGUUAUCUCUGAUUCUGAUCUGAAUCACAACCUCUAUCUCGGAAUGAUGGCUUACCAAACUCAUUGAAAUCAGAUCGUAGUUCUCGCUACCUAAACAAUGAUCUGAGGACAUCCCAUUACGGUUCAGGUCGGACGACCUUUCAUCUGACCAAUCAGAGCAUCGCUUAUCAGAUAAUGAAAGUGACAGUUGGAAUGUGAUUGUUGGUCGGGCAACCUCGAAAAGAAAACCAGGGUAUUCCGAACGACAGUAUGUCUGUAUGCAUACAAUCUAGACCAUUUAUUAGCAAUUCCAGAAUGUUCUUUUGUUCAUUUUAUUUUUUUAAUCGAGUAUAUUCCAAAAUAUAGCGUUAGUCGCCAGUUUGAAACUCGUGCCGUAAAGCUCGAUUAAGCUGCCUUCUGAUUGGCUAUUGUCGACUUCUUGUUGGUCAUUCCUUUGGUCGAUCAAAGUUCGCGAUGGGUCGGUCUGACGUGACCCGUAAUGGGAUGUCCUCAGAUCUUUGUUUAGCGGUUGCGAGAACUAGGAUCUGAUUGUGAUGAGAUUUGACGUCUUGCAUGCUGCGUUCCAGAUUUCCCCUGUGAUAUUUAUCCCAUUUGGUUAACUCGACUGUGAUACGAGCAAACAUUGAACUAUGUGCUAUAUCCAUGUCUACUGUUCAUGGAAAGUUUUCACUUGCUGUCAAAUCGACACUGUUGACUCUUUGAUUAAUCAUGUCUACUACGGAUAACACGAACAUCACGCUGUGCUCUCUUCGAACACGAACUUCAAAGGACUGAGUCAGUCCCUUUCAUAACAAUUCCGCCAUUCACACAGAAGUAACAGCUCCAUUCGUGACCAACUCGUGCUAUUCCGGGACAAGCCGAAUAGCAGGUUACGGAAAGGGGCGAGUGGUGACGAAUGGGUACAGCUCCUGGCUUCGAGUCGGCUUCGGAAUGGGGUCCAACUUGUGAGAUGUUUAACAUCAGUGUGAAAUGCCGCCAUGUUUGAGAUCUUUAACAUCAGUGUGAAAUGCCGCCAUGUUUGAGAUGUUUAACAUCAGCGUGAAAUGCCGCCAUGUUUGAGAUGUUUAACAUCAGUGUGAAAUGCCGCCAUGUUUGAGAUGUUUAACAUCAGUGUGAAAUGCCGCCAUGUUUGAGAUGCUUAACAUCAGCGUGAAGUGCCGCCAUGUCUGAGAUGUUUAACAUCAGUGUGAAAUGCCGCCAUGUUUGAGAUGUUUAACAUCAGUGUGAAAUGCCGCCAUGUUUGAGAUGCUUAACAUCAGCGUGAAGUGCCGCCAUGUCUGAGAUGUUUAACAUCAGUGUGAAAUGCCGCCAUGUUUGAGAUCUUUAACAUCAGUGUGAAGUGCCGCCAUGUUUGAGAUGUUUAACAUCAGUGUGAAAUGCCGCCAUGUUUGAGAUGUUUAACAUCAGCGUGAAGUGCCGCCAUGUUUGAGAUGUUUAACAUCAGCGUAAAGUGCAACCAUUUUUUAGUCCUUUAUAUUCCCAUUUACACAGUCCACCUGAUACACAAAUACUCUUUUAUAUCAUUUGACAGAUUGCUGUUUGUUAUUUAUAUAUGUUGGCGUUGUGCAUAUUUGCUUCUGUCAUACUACUAGUAGUAGUUGUAGACGUAGUGUCAGAUGUAGUAGUACCAGCAGUAGAGAUGGCGAUCGUUACUUAGAUAUUCCUAUUUAAGAGCCUGUGAUCCUGUGACAGAUCCUAUGAUCCUGUGAAAAAUCCUGUGAUAGAUCCUCUGAUCCUGUAGUAAAAGAUGUUAUUUUUAGUCGAGCAUAUGAUCUCAUGAUAGAUGAUAGGAUGCCAAAAAAAUGUGUGAUGUCUCAAGCAUAUUAUCGCCAUGGGGAUUUGUUCAUUACCGCUGUCACCAUACCACACUGGAAUCAGGAAGGGAAGUGAAAUGUAUUCAAGCGUACAAGUCAUGUACAAAGGACAUACAUAUUACUCAUACGUCACAUAUCCCCAACCAAAUGGACCAAAGUUUCACAGUGUUACACAGUGUGAUAUAUUGUUGUUUUAUGUAAUAUAUUGUUACACAUAGUCUUUAUAAUAUGGUAUAUAUUGUAUAUAUAUUUAAUUCCUCAUUAUUCCCCCUGGGGAAGAAAUAUUUCUGUUUUGGGGGUUAGGUUAGGAUAUUUCAACAUAUACUUAUAAGCACAUUUUGCAAAAGAGAUUAACGUAAGCAGGAAAUAUUUGUGGUUUAUGGAGGCAACCGAACUUGUAUAUGCGAUGGUAGCUGAAACGUUUUGACCCCAAUUAUGAAGGAUGUAUAGUAUACCUUUAACGGAUUGCAUGUUUUGAGUACAACGGAUAUUUUCGACGCUAACAGGCUGCAUUUGAACCAAAUAUACAACCACGCAGCAUUGUUCUGCAGGCAUCAAAGUGACUACAUAUUUUCUGUUGAUGAAAAUGGACAAAAUUGGUUACCGCGUUGCCAUCCCGCAUCUCCAACUGAACCAAUAAUCCAUGGGGACAUGGUGUCUUCUUAAGGGGAUGAUGAUCUUUCCUUUGCCAUUCUUAAGGGGUGGGACCCGUGAAGAUUCCGGGGUGGAAUAUGUCUUCAGCAACCCAUGCUUGCCGUAAAAGACGACUAUGCUUGUCGUAAAAGGCGACUAACGGGAUCGGGUGGUCAGGCUCGCUGACUUGGCUGAUGCAUGCCAUCGGUCCCAAUUGCGUGGAUCGAUGCUCAUGAUAUCAAUCACUGGAUUGUCUGGUCCAGACUCGAUUAUUUACAGACCGCCGUCAUAUAGCUGGAAUACUGCUGAGUGCGGCGUUAAACAACAAACAAACAAACCAACACACCAGACCUUAAGGGGUGGGCAGCGGAAGUGUUGAUAAAAUAUAUGAUAUUGUUAUGAAUGAUUGAUGACUCGUCAUAGUCAAAAAGGCUAAAAAACAAAAGACGAGUCAUGAGAGAAUUGAGACAUUCUGAGUAAAGAACGGGACAUGGCAAAGGUUUCAGCGUGCUGGCGAGAGGUUCUGCUGACUCCUGACCAAAUACACUCCAGUUCCAUCAUCUCUCGUGAGAAUUGACAUCGGUUUGAAACAGACACAGCUAAUUUCUUUUAACGAGUUGUAACCAUGGAUAAGUUUUGGGUUCAUCACUUUCAGCCAGAGACUAAACAACACUGAAAGCAGGGGAAACAUCUAACGUCUCCGAAGAAGGAGGAAAAGUCUGCGCCAUCAUCUUUAGGUGAUGGUUUCGGUUUUCGUACUCACCAGAUUUGACACCGUAUGGACCUCGAGGGGGAUUAUAAUAAAAAAAAAGUGAAAAGUGAAAAUGUCUAAAUUAAUUGAUAGUCGAUUCAAUCAAAUUCCAGAUAUUUCAGGCGCAUAUCGCUGAAACUGCUUUGCCAUUGAUAUGAUUUGUACUUUCUCCGCUUGGUGUGACCUUGACUGAUUGACCAGACUUGUCUUUGUCGAGCACGGGUUGCCGAAUAUCAUUGUCUUUCAUGUGUAUGUAUGUAUGUAAAUACGGUGAUAGACACGAGCGUCUCACUACAUCACUACGGGUUGUUGAAACAUAUACAUUGUUAUACUCUUUCCUUGAAAUAAAUUGAAGCUUGUUGAUUAA
Messenger RNA from Haliotis rufescens (red abalone), 6705 nucleotides. RefSeq lists its product as uncharacterized. Gene Ontology annotation, molecular function: DNA-binding transcription factor activity. The record is from RefSeq and is a predicted model, not a curated record. Gene Ontology annotation, biological process: regulation of DNA-templated transcription. The transcript is spliced from 4 exons. Bases 376 to 1668 code for a protein of 430 amino acids. Lineage: Eukaryota; Metazoa; Mollusca; Gastropoda; Lepetellida; Haliotidae.